AUGAAGGAGACUACAGUUGUUCAUUAUCAUCAUCAGCAUCAUUCUCAUCAUCGCCUAUUAACUUUCAUUAGUACAAUUGUAUUGUUGACAAUUGUACAAGAUGUAAAAGGUUCCGGUUUAUUCGAUGAUGAUAUUACUACAACCAGGACAACGACCACAACUAAGAGUUCAGCCAACUCCCUGGAAUUGUCUUGGUUGACCAUUUCAUCAAUCUCUAUGAUAGUUAUUGGACUGAUCAAUGGUCAUUUAAGAAGAUUCAUCUUCUAG
This is a messenger RNA of Schistosoma rodhaini, 267 nucleotides long. The record is from the annotation of a GenBank genome assembly. NCBI's taxonomy places the organism in Eukaryota, Metazoa, Platyhelminthes, Trematoda, Strigeidida, Schistosomatidae.